UGUUCCACCCUCAACUCCACUCUCGUUUCACUUUCAAUUAUUUUUUGUGUCACAGCAAGAAAUUCAUCAGGUUCUCAAACAGAGCUGUUCUUUCCAUUGGAAUUAGUCUCUGAUGACAUCAUGGCGACUGCAGCAGCAGAUGAUCUGCAUCCUCUGAGGCGCUGUUGGAGUAUGGAAUGGUUGCCACCUUCCAUGUCUGAGUUGAGGGUUGUUCUGCUGGGGAACUCAUGGUCUGAGAGGAGUUCAGUGGGGAACGUCAUAAUGAGAGAGACUGUGUUCAACACUGGAAAAGAAGCAGACCAAUGUGAGCAAGUCAGGAGACAAAUAAAGGAGAAAGACAUAGUUCUUAUCAACACUCCAGAUCUGCUGCAUCCCACCAUCUCUGCAGACAAACUGACAGAACAUGUGACAGACUGUGUGAGACUCUCUGAUCCUGGACCUCAUGUGUUCCUGUUGGUUCUACAGCCUGAUGACUUCACAGAGGAAUAUAAACAGAGAUUUUGUAGAGUUCUUAAACGCUUCAGUGAUCAGUCAUUUGAGCAUUCACUGUUACUGAUAUCAACACCCAGAGAGCAGGGCUCAAGUGUUGUUGAAAAUUAUUCACAAAGUCAACCCUUAAAAGAGAUGAUCAGAGAAUGUAGAUACAGAUAUUUGGAGCUGGCAAACCUUGAACUUCCAGAGCUGUUGACCGGUUUGGGUCAAAUUGUGAAAGAACACAAUGGAGAGCAUGUCAGCUGUGAAGUGUUCAUGGAUGCCCCUGAUGACCUACAAAGAAUACAACAAAAGGAAACAAGGCCCAGAAUCGUGGAUGCUGUUAUGUCUUCUGGUCUUUUUCCCUGGGCUAACAGGGUGACACCCCCUCCCUCAGGGGAAAUCAGAAUUCUGCUGCUGGGGACAGACGACAAAACAACAAAACUUGGAGACUUUAUCACUGGAAAAGAACCACACAGCUCAACCAUUAAAGCAAAGCUUUCCACAGCCAAACAAAUGGUGCAGAGUGGAGAAUGGAGAGGAAAGUCUCUUACAGUUGUGAAAACUCCAGAAGUUUUCAGUGUUUCUUUGGAGAAGCGGAGAGAAGAGAUGAAGAAGGCUGUGAGUCUCUGUCCUCCUGGACCAAAUGUUGUGCUGCUGUUAGUGAAACCUUCUGAUUUCACUGAAGAGAAAAGGAAAAGACUGAAGUUCAUCCUGAGUUUGUUUGGUCAAGAUGCUUUCAAACACUCAGUGGUCAUCAGCACACAUAAGGAGGAUAAAACAGAUGUCUCUUUUAGAAGUCUCAUUAAAGACUGUGGAGAACGACACUACAGUAUGGCUGAAAACAACUGUGAUGUAUUAAUGCAAAAGAUUGAGAAAACUGUUCAUGACAACAAAGGAACCUUUCUCACUGUCAUCGAGGAUUCAGUCGCCCCAAAGUCUGGUCUUAUGAAAACAGCUUUGAGCCUGGUUCUGUGUGGAAGGAGAGGAGCAGGGAAGACUUCAGCAGCUGAGGCCAUUUUAGGUCAGACAGAUCUUCAUUCAGUCUCCAGCUCAUCAGAGUGUGUUAAACAUCAGGGAGAGGUGAGCGGACAUUGGGUUUCCCUGGUGGAGCUUCCUGCCCUGUAUGGAAAACCUCAGGAGGAGGUGAUGAAGGAAUCAUUCAGGUGUGUCUCUCUCUGUGAUCCUGAGGGCGUCCAUGCCUUCAUCCUGGUUCUACCUGUGGGUCCACUCACUGAUGAAGACAAAGGAGAGUUGGAGACCAUGAAGAACACAUUUGGGAGUCGAUUCAAUGACAUCACUGUGUUGCUGUUCACUGUUGAGUCAGAUCCCUCAGCUCCAGCUGUUGUUAACUUUCUAAAAGAAACCAAGUCCAUCCAGGAGCUUCUUCAGAGCUGUGGAGGAAGAUCUUUGGUUCUAAACAUCAAGGACAAGCAGCAGAUCCCAGAGCUGUUGGACAUGGUGGAAAAGAUGCACGAAGAUAAAUCCAAAUCAUUCAUCUUCACAACACAAACAUUUGCACAAGCCCAAAUAGAAAAGAUCGUAACUCUACAGGCUGAGCUGAAGAACCUGAAAACAAAAGACCCAAUCAUCUGUGAUGAUGAUAAGCUGAGUGAAGAGAGUCUCAGGAUUGUGCUGAUAGGGAAGACUGGCUCUGGGAAGAGUUCUUCAGGAAACACCAUUCUGGGAGGGAACACAUUUGAAGCUGAAGUAUCCCAAAUUUCAGUCACAAAAUGUUGUGAGAAAGCACAAAGUGAUGUGAACGGUCGUCCGGUCACUGUGGUUGACACUCCUGGUCUGUUUGACAAUAGCUUGUCUCAUGAAGAGGUUCAAGAAGAGCUGAUUAAAUGCAUCAGUCUUCUGGCUCCAGGACCACAUGUCUUCCUGUUGGUGUUACAAAUCGGCAGAUUUACACCAGAGGAGAAGGAGACAUUAAAACUCAUCAAGGAAGUCUUUGGGAAGAAUGCUGAAAAGUUCACCAUCGUUCUUCUAACUGGAGGAGAUUCAUUAAAGCGUAAGAACACGUCCAUUGAAGAAUACAUUGAUAAGAAAUGUGAUGAUUCCUUUAAGAAACUCCUUGCUGACUGUGGAGGAAGAUACCACGUGUUUGAUAACUGUGAGGAACAAAACAGAACUCAAGUCAGUGAGCUGAUAACCAAGAUUGAAGAAAUGGUGAGCACUAAUGGAGGCAGCUGCUACACCAAUGAGAUGCUGCAAGAAGCUGAAGCCGCUAUAAAGAAAGAAAUGGAGAGACUCUUGCAGGAGAAAGAAGAAGAGAUGAAGAGAGAGAGGGAGGAGCUUCAAAAGAAACACGAGGAAGAAAUGAAAGAAAUGAAACAAAGAAUGGAAGAACAGAGAAUAGAAAUUGAAAAGGAGCGACAACUGAGAGAAAAACAACUCCAAGAAAAGCAGGAGAGGAUCAACAAGGAUCGUAAGGAGAGAAAGAAAGAACAGCAAAAGAGAGAAGAAGAAACAGGAAAAGAGAGCAGAGGAAGAAAUUAAG
This is a messenger RNA of Labrus bergylta (ballan wrasse), 2974 nucleotides long. The record is from RefSeq and is a predicted model, not a curated record. Lineage: Eukaryota; Metazoa; Chordata; Actinopteri; Labriformes; Labridae.